AUGUGGGUGGAGAUUCUCUGCGGUCUCGUAAUCUACAAACUUUUUCGCCGAUUCUUCUACGACGACGAUGAGUUUUCCGAUGUCGCGACCUCCGAUUCCACUGCCCUCUUCUCCGUUGCUCACAGACUUGAGAAGCUUUAUGGUGGAAAGGCUUAUGUAGGGCUUCGAAUUCCAGAUGCAGACACUGCUUCUAGACAGGACAUCGAUGUAGUUCUCGUCACUAAAGGACAAGUUGUGGUGAUCGCUGUGAAGAAUCUAUCUGGGAUUGUCACGGUAACGAGUGAUGGUAGCUGGGUUUGUGAUGGUGGCAAGCAUCAUACAACUGAGACUUACCCUGAUCCUCUUGCCGAAGUCAAGAAACAAGCUUCAGUUCUUGAAUCAUAUCUUGAACAGAGGGGAGUUACUUUACUUGAAGGAAAUCUGUCUUGCAAAGUUGUGAUUCCCAAUCCAAAUUUUCGUACAAUUCAUGCAUUCCCAAGUGAGGUAAUUACCUACGAAGAGUGGCAACAGCUGAAACCAGUAUCAAGAAGUAUACUUUCUGGUUGGGUCAAAGGCGCAUUCGGCACAGGAAAAGAGAUGCAAGAAUCGUCGCAUCAAAAACUUAAUUUCAUCCUUGGCACGGCACCAAUGUGGGAUAGGGUGGAGCUUAAAAGUAGCAAAAUCGUGUUAGGGGAAUUCCUCGAGUUUAAAGGAAAAGAGGAAGACACUUUGGCUUUGAGACAUAUCAAAAGAUCAAAAGUUGACUGUAUCUCUGUUCAGAAAACAAGCAUGUUUGGAUUAGCUCCUUCAAGGUUGCAGGUUCUGUACUCGUAUAGGGACUACAGAAGUGAAGGCAGUUCAGGAUCAGAGUCGAAGGAAGUGACUGUACGGUCGAGCACCGAAGUUGUCUUUCAGCCUCGAGACUCUGCAAAGAUGAAGAAAUUCAAGCUAUCGUCACUCGUCUCCAUUACACUAAGUGCCUAA
Arabis nemorensis is the source of this 963-nucleotide messenger RNA. Lineage: Eukaryota; Viridiplantae; Streptophyta; Magnoliopsida; Brassicales; Brassicaceae. The record is from the annotation of a GenBank genome assembly.